AUGAAAGAAUUGUCGAUGAUCUAUCCGAAUAUAGCAAGCACUCCUUCUGUAUCUACAAUACCGAUAAAUAUGACGAGACAUAAAGUGGCUGAUGAAGAAAUCGAUGAUGAUGAAUUAGGUUCAUUGUCAUCAGAUGGUGGUAGAUCAUCAUCUGCAGCUGGCCUUAAUAAUAGUAAUUUAUCGUCAAUGGAUUCGCAUGUGAAACGGCCUAUGAAUGCAUUUAUGGUUUGGUCAAGAGGUCAGCGUAGAAAGAUGGCUCAGGAUCAUCCAAAAAUGCAUAAUAGUGAGAUUAGUAAACGAUUAGGUUAUGAAUGGAAGCAACUCGGUGACGCUGAAAAACGGCCAUUCAUCGAUGAAGCUAAACGAUUGAGGGCUCUUCAUAUGAAAGAACAUCCGGAUUAUAAGUAUCGACCACGUAGAAAACCAAAAAAUGUAGUAAAAUCGAAGGAAAGAUAUCCUUUCACUUUACCAUUUACAACCUUUGCACCACCUAAUUUACUUGCGCUUCCAAAUCAACCCACUAUAUCUCAUGGAACAAGUUUCUAUCAACCUAUGCAUCCACUUGAUAUGGCUGCUAAAAUAGCAGCUGAUAGUGCAGCACUAACGAAAGCAACUGAAUUUUCAUAUUAUCCGCCAUUUUUUCAUCCAUCUGCACCAAAUGCUGCACCACCAAACCUCAUUCAUACCUAUAAUCCGUAUGAUAUUCAACGAAAUGUCUUAGCUGCUUAUGCUAUGAAAACGAAUGCAAUGGCCCAUGCAGCAGUUGCAGCUGCAGUUGUACAACCGUCACAUAUACCACCUUCAACCACUCCGUUAUAA
Messenger RNA from Dracunculus medinensis (Guinea worm), 819 nucleotides. Lineage: Eukaryota; Metazoa; Nematoda; Chromadorea; Rhabditida; Dracunculidae. The record is from the annotation of a GenBank genome assembly.